UUCCGCUACUACUACUACUAGUAAAUUAGGAGUGUUGGAUCCAAAUUAACUGGUGUGAAGCAUGAUUUAAUUUUUUUCAAACUAAAACUUUAACAGAAGUCUUGGAUUUUGCAAGAACAGAUUCUAACACAAAUGAAGAAUGGGUUCUUUUGAGCCUUACACAAUUAAUCAGAGGCUUCCUGUAAAAAAUGCAGAUAUUAUUAAAUAUCUCAAUGAAGCCUUGAGAGAUGAGGAAGAAGAACAUCAAGAAGAGAAUCAGUUAUUGGUAUCUUUUUAUAAAGAUGCUUUGAUAAAGAUAGGAAAAAUUAAAUAUGAACAUGUACCUCAUGCUAUAUUUAAACAAAUAGCAAGAGAAGUAGAGGUAAAAUCAGAUGAUGAUUGGAAGGACAUUGCAAGCAUGCUUGGCAUUGACAAUGUGGAAGAACUUAAAAUUAUUGAAAAACGUUCACAUAAUUCCAAUGAAUUUCCAUUAUACACUGUUUUUGUUUCAAACUUAUCAAAAGGUUCUGGGACAUUGGGACAAAUCUUAAAAAUAUUGUUAGAUAUUGAGCGUUAUGACAUACUACGUAAAAUACAAGGUGAGAUAAUCACUCUUCAAGCAAAACAUUCAAAUUCACAAAGUUUAGAAAGAAGUGAUUCCAUCAAUUUGAACCAUAGUCAGUUUGCAGUUGAAGAUGAUUCAUCAUAUUUCUCUUCAUCUCUCUGCAACAGACAGCAAACUUCUACGGACAAUCUCUGUUGUGAAGUAAAUGAUACAACGAGAGAAAGUGACUUGUUCAGCUGCACAAACAGUUCUAUUUACUCUGCUAGUCACAGCUUUGAAGGAAACAAUCUAGAAAUUACUGAAAGUAGAAAUGAUUGUUGCAGUAAUGCUAGAGAAAAAGAUUUACUACUUGGAACUAACUGUUGCAUAACAAGUAAACGAAAAGAAUUUGAAAACAACUUCAUCUCAAGAUGUAACAGAAACAGCAAUAAAACUUUCACACGUAACAUCCAUUCCACUACAGUUUUUCAUGCUAACGAAGAAAAAAGGUAUCGAGAAGAAAGCAUUAACAUUGAAUCAAGUGAAAGCUCCUAUGAAAUCUCCAACUUGAGCUGUGAGAGUAAUGGCUCCAUUUUCCAGCCAGAAAGCAUUUCUAGUUGCAGAAGUGAAGAAGCUGAUAUCAAUGGCUUGUAUACAUAUGCUCCAUAUCAGGGAAAUAGCUUUACCAGUAGAGGUCCAAUACUAAUGUCACAGGAUGUAGCUGUCACUCUGUAUAACUUUUGGGAUAAUGAAGGAAGUGUGUCAGAUCAAUUAAGAAGAAUACCAAGAAUUGCUUGUGGAAAAGCUGAUUCUCAGGUAUACAUAGGACCUGAGAGAAUCUGUGAAACUUUAUAUCGGCCUUUAAGUAAUAAAUUUGCAUCAGUGUUUAUCACUCAUACUUUAGAUGACAUAGAAGUUGCCAUGAAACUGAAAGAUAAGAUGAAUUUUCAAUUUAACGUCACUUUUGCAAGGGAGUUAGAUGUUGAGCUUGCUUUUGAUCCUUACAGUAACAUCAGAAAAUUGCUUGAAGAUGUUGACUUCAUUGUUCCUAUUGUAAGCCCUUCUUAUUUGCAGGAAAUUGAGCCUGUUGACAUCCAGACAAGAAGCACAGAUAGCCUCCAUGUCCGUUACAUUUUCCAGCAUUAUCAAAAUGAGUAUGCUAAUAAAGCUUGUCUAAAUUAUAAAAUACGGCCAGUGAUGGUCAGUGGCAUGAAACAAGCUGAUCUAGGAAAUCGUUUAGAGCUGAGAUGCUGUUUAAGAUUAUGGGAAGAAGUUCCAAGACUGUGUAAUAUUCUAAAGAUGACCAAAGAAAAAUAUCCAUAUUUAUAUCUCUGAUAAAUAGAAUAAAAGAAUUAGACUACCUUAACCCAUUCAUUAAAGUACAGCAUCACAGAUAAUUUGAAAUGGAUAUGAUGUUUACAUGAAGCAAAAGUAUGAACAAUCUGAACAUCAAUUUUUCUUGUUUGUUUAGUUCAUUGAUAAUGAACCUGGUAAGAAAAUGUGCUGAUGAUAUCUGUUGCACACUUAAUACCAUAACUAAAAAAAUAUACUAUAUAUUUUUUUACACAAUGCUGUGUUGAAAAUUAAUGUAUAUACACAUAUGUCUAUAAUAUAUAUAUACCACUGAAAAUUUUCUAUGUUGGUAUAUAUGUUGUUUUGGUCCUUAUAUACAUCUUCGUUUUCUAUACCAUUGGAAAGUUUAAGAGUAAGCCAUUUGCAAGUUGGUUAUCCUAUUGUAAUAAAUGUAUCACUGUUAUUUCAUUAUUUGUUUCUGUUACUGAAUGUAUUUGUUGGACAAGUAGCAAAUGUUUGGGCAUCAAUUUUGUUGCAUUUUUUCAGGAAAUACAAUUUUUUGUAACGUGUAACUUUGCUACACAUUUUGUGUUUUUAGGUAUAAAUCUAGUCAUGAUUAUUAUUUUGAACUUAAUUUUUUGCACUUUAUCCCACUAAUGAAGAUUCAGUAUGUCAGUUUGUGCAUUAUAAAAUUUAGUAACUGUUAACUCAUUGUGGAAUACAAAGAUUUGUUUAGUGCAGAUGUAUCCCUACUUUUUACUACCCCCCCCCCCCCUUCCUUGGAAUUGUUAUUUUACCAACAAUAUUUUGAAGAAGCAAGACAACAUUUAAUUAGUUAAGUGCUAAAGUCACCUGAUAACCUUGUGACGACUCAACAGUGUUUACUUUAUUGUUGGAUAUGUUGUAAUGUGUUUGUAGGAACUUGGAUUGUUUUUCAUUUUGCAACCAAUAUUGGUACAAUGAUGUCAUUUAAUUUUUUUACUUCUGACUGUUUGCUUCAGUACAUCAUGUAUGUCUUGAGAGUUUUUUUAAUACAUAGAAUAAAUAAUAAAAAUAAAUAAACACAUCUAUUAAGUUUAGGGAAAAUUUAUAUUGCUUUUAAACUUUGCUGUUCAUCCAAUAUUAAUUUUAAAUAAAUAUUUUUCAUUUUCACAUA
Messenger RNA from Limulus polyphemus (Atlantic horseshoe crab), 2972 nucleotides. RefSeq lists its product as uncharacterized. The transcript has 2 exons. NCBI's taxonomy places the organism in Eukaryota, Metazoa, Arthropoda, Merostomata, Xiphosura, Limulidae. Gene Ontology annotation, molecular function: protein binding. Gene Ontology annotation, biological process: signal transduction. The record is from RefSeq and is a predicted model, not a curated record. Bases 140 to 1858 code for a protein of 572 amino acids.